AUGAAUGAUAAAGAAAAGUAUGAUAUAUAUUUGAGAGAGUAUAAAUGACUGACUACAAAUAGGGAAGCAGACCCACCAAUAACUUUCGAGGAGUUCAAAGAGAGAUAUAAUUGCGAUUUUGUAAAAGCUCUAGUUGAAUUAAUAGAAAGGGAGCGAAAAAAAGAGAUAAAGAAGAAAGGGUUUUCUUCGUGGCCUAUAUAG
Messenger RNA from Blepharisma stoltei, 201 nucleotides. NCBI's taxonomy places the organism in Eukaryota, Ciliophora, Heterotrichea, Heterotrichida, Blepharismidae. The record is from the annotation of a GenBank genome assembly.